UAUUUUGGUCACAAUCUAUAAAUUUAUUGUGACGACUUUGGUGAGACUGAGCAUACCUCAGCAAAUAGGCAACGACUGCGAGAAAGGGUCGUUACAGUUGGCGCCCGAGCAGGGACCAAAAUAUUCAAAGGUCGUUAAAAUAGUGAUGGAAAUAUAGUAGUCAAGCAAAGAAAAUCUAAAAAAACUAGAUGACAUAAAAUAGCAACAUAAAUCGUAAGAAGAAACAAUGUCGGUGGGAUCAAGAGGAAUACCAGGGACUGAAGAAAGUUCAAUAAAUCCUCCAUUGUGCUCUUAUCGUCAGACAAUUGAAUACGUAGAGAAAUGGUCCUUCAGAUAUCACGGUGGCAAGGACACCUUAGAUUUCAUCGAACACAUAGAGGAACUAGCAGACAUGUACAACAUCGAUGUAAAUCAAAUUCCUCGAACAAUGCCUCUACUCCUCGAAGGCGAAGCACUAGAAUGGUUUCGCAAUAACAAUUGUCGUUGGUCACUUUGGACACGUUUCAAGUACGAUUUCUUAUCAUUUUUCAUUUCUGCUAGAUAUUUAGAGAACCUACAGGAUGAUGUAAUAUCCCGCCAUCAAAAACCCAAUGAGAAUUUCAAAACAUAUUUAAUUAACAUCAAAAAUCUUAUGCGACGAGCCUGCACAAAUCCAGAUUCGCAAUUAGAGCGAAUAUAUCAAAACAUGAGCGCAGACUACCGAAUCUUUAUCAGACGUCGAGAUUUUUCCAGCUUAGAAGAAUUAAAAAUACUUGCUGAUGACUUCGAAGAGCUUCGCAGAGAACAGCAUAAAGUGAAUCGGGACGGUACACGAAAAGAAACUAUGGGCAGGUGCAUCGUAGUGGAGUGCUCAGAAACGAUGCCAUUACAAAAUACUAUGAGAUGCAUACCCACUACGCCAAUACGGGAUAAACUUAUCCAGCAUCAUAAAUCAGAGCCACCUAUCUUGAACAAGCAACAGAACCGACCGACGGCAAAGCAAACAACAGCAGUAAGAACUAGAAUUACCAAUCCAUCAACAGAAUUAUUACCUAAGCCAAGCAUAAUAACACAGCACAAGCAAUGUAAAAAUUAUUUAGAGCAAAUGUCAUGCAAAUGUCUCGUACCAUCGCAAGAUCCAGAACCAAGCAAAGAAACCCCAGAAGUGUAUGAUUUACACCAACAGGAAUUCAUACAAAUUCAAGAGAUACAACAAGUGCAAAUUGAAGAAUUACAGCGAAUGCAAAAUCCAAAACCUGUCAAUAAAACUCCAGAAAUACCUAAGCAACAGUCAGUCAGACAAGAUCAACGAGUUUUACCAGUUCAACAGCAUGUCGAACAACUACAGCAAAAACGGCAACGCGAGACGCCAAACAAAAGAAAUCUAGAAAGAAUUAACCUAGUCCAAGUCAUACAAGAUAAACCGAUGUUUCAAAUACCACCACCACAAAGACUCCAACAUGUUACAACUACUGAAGAAUAUACACAGGUGCAAGAGGCACAUUCACAACGAAAUCCACCGCUUCAAGAAGAACAACUUAGGAGACCAUCGACUAAAUUAGUAAGAACAUCGUUACUUUCCAUACCUCAAGAUCAAGUACACUCAGAGACGUCGCUAAUACCGCGACAGGAAAUGUCCGUCAAGCAAUCAGAUCAAUGUCAACAGGAGAUUAAAGUCAUCGAAAAUAAAACUACACAACAUCGAAUGACUCACAAAACCCCAAGUCCCAUUCAAGAAUCACAACGAGUUUCACAUCAAGGAAAAGAUAAUUCUACUCAACUGAGAGAAAAAGUAAAUAUCCCUAUGAUGCAAAUAAAAGAACAAUGUCUCGGAAGUUGGAAUUCUUCCAGCAAUCGAACUCAGCAAAAGCAAAUGGAAAGUCAAGGUGAACUCCAGCAGAGCGAUCACGACUAUAUUAACACGCAUCAAGACAAGUUUUACAAAGUGUUUAAAUCUUCAAAGAAACGAAAUAGAAAUCACUCAAGCAGGUAGUGGUUCAGAUCCAGUUAACUUUCCCGAAGAAGGAGGGAAAUGUAAGGAUGGAAAUUUACACUAAAUUUCCACCUACAUAAACGCUACAUAAACAUGCACUAAAAACAAUAACAACACGAACUAAAACACAUCAACACAACACAGUUUUUUAUAAAACGACACACUUUUUAUAUGGUUAUGUUCAAACUUGGAAAAAGUAGACUCACUGUCACAACCAUUUACCAAAACCCAAACCGCUUACAAGCCUUAAUAACAUCUCAAACUAAGCUGAAAUAAUAUUAAAAUGAAAUAUAAAAAUAUAAUUAAAUAAAUUAAU
Molecule: messenger RNA, 2288 nt
Organism: Teleopsis dalmanni
Lineage: Eukaryota; Metazoa; Arthropoda; Insecta; Diptera; Diopsidae
Exons: 2
Coding region: 227-1972 (581 amino acids)
Source: RefSeq, a predicted model, not a curated record